CUUACAGUGGAGGAGGAAACAUCACAUUUAAAGGAAACCUUGAAGACAAUGCUGAUUUCACUGCAAGGCUCUAUCAAGGAGAUCUUCUUUUGGGGGACUUGCCUCUUCACUUUGUAUAUUCAGUGAAAUCGGAGAAUAAUUCUCGACUAGGCCUUUUUCUUAAUUUCGUUUCUACUCUAAACAAAAAAAAGUCAGUACUUCUUGUAUCCUGGAAUUCGAACCUCUCAAGCAAAUUUAGUACAGUGAUUAGGACACGUCAACUUGAAAGACCAGGAACUGCCCCUGGAUGGGUUAUAGAGGAGAGUAGCAUCAGAAUGAAGGGAUGCAGACUAACUGAAAUACAUGCGGUGUGCUACAGGUCAAAGCCUGAGUUUGAUGAAAAGAUACCGAAAUCCAAAACUAGCCAAGAUAAUUCUUCUGCUCAUAAUUCAACGGAGUACUAUACAGUGCUUGGUCAUAUUUCAGUGAAAUCUUGUGGACAAAAUUCAGAUUUUCCACCUUCCGAUUCGUGGCUUGUCCAAGGUCAAUUCAUCCAAUGGACUACAGGAUCUGAGGAUUCCAAGUACCUUAGUCUUAAGAUCGCUUGGAAAUUGAAAGAUGGGAAUGAUUCUGCAUACUCAACCUAUAACAUUUAUGUUGAGAAACUAGCAGAAGGAAAACCAAGAGGACACUCCUAUCUUGGAGUGGCUAGAGUGGAAGCUUUUUAUGUUUAUGACCUGGCAGUUCCUUCUGACACUUCUACCAUCAAGUUCAUUAUUCAAGUGUGUGACCUGGAGAAAGAUAUUAAGGUUGAGGUUACUGACCAUAUUAUGCUCGAGUCAUUCAUACUUGAUGAGGCAAGGUGA
This is a messenger RNA of Rosa chinensis, 845 nucleotides long. Its product is annotated as cytosolic endo-beta-N-acetylglucosaminidase 2-like. The coding region runs from base 315 to 845 and encodes 176 amino acids. The transcript has 4 exons. The record is from RefSeq and is a predicted model, not a curated record. Gene Ontology annotation, molecular function: mannosyl-glycoprotein endo-beta-N-acetylglucosaminidase activity. NCBI's taxonomy places the organism in Eukaryota, Viridiplantae, Streptophyta, Magnoliopsida, Rosales, Rosaceae. Gene Ontology annotation, biological process: protein deglycosylation.